GGGCGGGUUUGGGGAAGGCCCCCACCCUCCUCCGUCCUCUGGAGGAGCCUGGUCCUCACUCCUGGUGCUGAGUGUCCCCCAGGGCCCCCACAGGCCUCCCCUCUGGCCUUGAGGGCUCUGCCUGUCCUCUCACCCGGGAGGGGGGCAAGGCCAUGGGGCUGGCCCUGCUGCUGCCCCUGCUGCUCCUGGCGUCUCUGCAGGCUGGUCACUGGGCACAGAGAAAUCCACAGGCUGUCUUUGGGAUGAAGCAACGAAGGCAUCUCUCAGCCCCCGAGGGUGGCUCCAUUCACAUCCCCUUCUCCUUCUCUUACCCUGGGAAAUUAGCCAAGGAUCCCAACGUGAGAAUAUCCUGGAGAUGGAAACACUUCCAUGGGGAGUUCAUCUACAACAUGACCCCUCCAUUCAUCCAUGAGAAUUUCAAGAACCGGCUCUUCCUGAACUGGACAGAGCCAGAGAAGACCGGCUCCCUCCAGAUCUCAGACCUGCGGAGGGAGGACCAGUCUGUGUACUUCUGCCGGGUGGAGCUCGUCACACUGACAUACGGCAAGCAGCAGUGGCAGUCCAUCGAGGGGACCAACCUCACCGUCACCCCCGGCCGCAAGACAACCACCCAGAACCCCACCACCACGGCUGCCGCCACUGCUACAACUAGCCUUAGGAACUCAGAGAGUGGAAAGAGCCCGCAGUCUUGGCUCCAGAGUACGGAAGCUAUAGUCGGGUUGGCACUGGCCAGCGCUGCGCUCGUAACCACAAUUGUGGGGCUGAUUGUGUACUUUAGAUGCAAGAGAAGCAAAAGUGCGCAGACUGAAGCCAGGACCCCAGCCAGGGAGUCCUCCCAAAACUCGGAAGAGAAUUACGAGAACACCGGGAAUAAAGGACAACAUGUAGACCCCAAGCCAGAUGCCAAGGAUGAUGGUGGUGGCAGCGGAGGAGUCCUCUACGCCUCCCUCACGCUCUCUACGUUAAACUCACCAGCAACAGCAGCGCCUCCCUUGCCCCGUCCCCAAGAGGGCCCCCAGGAAGAGACCCUAUACUCUAUCUUAAAGGCCUAAGCAGUGGGACUGAGUGGGGACCUCCUUCGAGUCAGCUGCGCACAGGGAUCUCAGCUCCUCAUAAUCUCCCUGGCCAGACGCAGACAGCUCAGAGGCCGGCAGGUGCCGGGCCACCAAGGACCUGAGAGUCACACAGCCCCCGCCCCGAUUCCCUCUUCACCUCCCCAGCCUUUCACCACAAAAAUAAAAGGACCUGUGCAAUCUGCCUGAAUGCAUCUGCGGAGAAAGCUGACGUCACCUUCAACUUCUGUCCUUCCGGAAGCUGAAAAAAAUGAACCAUGAUAAAUAGCUCACACCCAGAUCCCUCCCCUAGUACUUCUGUUCAGUGACUGCCUCAGGCCAGAGACAAAUAAAUCCCCAAACAGUGGUAAUCAAUCUGGAACCCAAGGUCCGUCCCCCUAAUCUAACCCUUCUACUUUCCGUAGGAUAAUAACUAGCACGUGUCGUGUUCGUGCUUUACGUGCAUGGCCUCAUUUCAGCAUCAUCAGCCACUCUAUAUGGCACUGGAUGCACCAUUCGGGACAGGAAAACAAGAACCAGAAUGGUCACAGCGCUUUCCCCGAAGCCAUGUUACCAGUAAGUGGCUGAGGCAGGCUGUGAACCCAGACCUGCCCUCUCGAUCUCCUUCUCCUAAGGCUCAGGUGUCAUCGCCUCCCCAGAUCCGUAUACUGACAGGUCUCCCACCAGAAGGCACCAUGUGCCCAGUGACACGGAGAAGAGGAAGAAGCCAAAAAACACCAAGUGGUUAGAGACAAACCAAACCAAGUAAACCAGUAACCUGGUUUAUUAACAUAAACUGCACAACUCUGACUUUAGCCAAGUAAGCUCACAGCCAAUGAACAACCCCAACACUUAUCAGCUUCUUGGGGAUCCUGAGAGGCUCUUCACCCAGGAAGGAGUGACAGAGAAGGAAGGAGGCACAAGUCCACAGCUAUUCCUCACAGAAGGCCACAGCGAGCUCCCCUGUGUCAACUCUGUGCUGCGGCUCCUCCCUCGGCUCCAGCUCUUCUCCAACAUCUCCCAUGAGCUGGUCCAGAUCCAGGUCACUGGAGGCUCCAUCAUCACAAGGGACACUUCCAGCAUCCUGGGGUUCAGGCCCCUCUUCCCCACCAAGACGGGCCCCACGAGCAGCUGGUGGGGUCGGGACUUCUGGCACUAGUCUAGCUUCUCUUUCUUCAGAUAGGCUGCUUACUGAGGCUUUGCUUUGGGGAGCUUUAAAUUUUUUCUUAGGGUCUAAAUGAAAAAGUGACAAAACUGAGAGUCUUAUCAGGUCAUCUGUCCUCACCUUGUAUAAGUCCAACUCCUGAACUUUCUGUUUCCAAAACAAUCUCUGGGAAAAGAUGACCUUUCUUUAUAGAAAGAAAAUGGGGUUUGGAAUCAGAAAGACUUGGAUCCGUGGACCUUGAGAAAACUUUAAACCCUUUGAACCUCAGUCUCCUUAUCUUUAAAAUGGUAAAUACCCAGUGACAGAGACACUGAAAGAACUAAAGGGACGGUGUGAAGUAUCUACCCAGCUGGCCCACAAAAACACCAAUAAAUGUUACUUCUACCUCCUUACCAUUCUUGUGUCCCUGUAUGUCCCUGAAUAAAAUCAAAUAAUAACCAUAA
Messenger RNA from Dama dama (fallow deer), 2660 nucleotides. It is a transcript of the gene PILRA, whose product is annotated as paired immunoglobin like type 2 receptor alpha. The transcript has 7 exons. Gene Ontology annotation, molecular function: MHC class I protein binding. The record is from RefSeq and is a predicted model, not a curated record. Lineage: Eukaryota; Metazoa; Chordata; Mammalia; Artiodactyla; Cervidae. Bases 153 to 1052 code for a protein of 299 amino acids.